CUUUGCGAAGGGCUCAAAUUAUUAAAUUUUCAUCUUCCCAUCCUACGCAACAGUCUUGACAUACUUUAUAUAUGUCCGAACUUGUUAAUUACCCUACGCGCUCAGUCGUUCUAUUCACUUGAAUAAAAACUUCUGAGAAUAUUCCCUUCUUUCCGCCGUUCAUUAGGCACUAUAAAAUUCAUUGAUCCCGUCGAGAGCACCUCAGCCAGCCGUCGUGCCAGCUUCGAGUGACUCGUCACCCUACAUUCUACUUGAACCGUUAGUCUAAGGACCUCCAGUACCUGGGAGGAUACCUCUGAACUUACCGUUGUUUAUUUAUUUGACCCCCACUACCUAAACCUUUUCACCUUCUUUCAUUCCAUCCUUUCUCUCCAACCACGACACCACCUUUCUCCAUUUCCAAGUUGCGUUCCAUAGAACGAGCAAUUAUCUGCGUUUCAUUUGUCAAGAUAAAUUCCACGAAUAGCCAUUAAAAAUGGCCAACAACGAUCUAGCAGGUCUAGCAGCCGCAAUGAUGGGAGAAGAGGCAUUCGAUGACCUGGUUCGCCGUUACGCUGAUUACAGGGACCACCGUGAUACCACCGACCUAUUCAUAAGGGACGUAAUGAUAUACGCCAAUCGGGUUGAUACAGUCCUCCAUAACGAGAUACCCAUGCUGCAGUCCCAGCUUCGCCGAGCCCAUCGGGACUUAGAAGCAAGUCUUCACGUUUCCGCUGACAUGAAUAGUUACAUCAUGGUUGUCGUUGAUGGCAACGAGCUACUUUUCGACGAUUUCCUCAUUCAGCGAGGCUUUGCAGGCGGAAAGAUCGCUGCGGAGAAUCUGCACAAUUCCCUGCAGACGUACUUCACAGUCGAAGGAGCGCCCCCACCGCAGAUUUAUGCCAAUGUAAUUGGCAACCUUCCAGGUCUGAGUAAGACCUUGAAGAACGCCGGCGUCAUUGAACACCAGGUUCGGCUUUAUGAGUUUGUUUCUGGUUUCAACCAGGUCCAUCCGACAUUCGAUUUUGUCGAUGUGAACACCAGCUGGCAGGCGGUGCAUGCGAAGAUUGAUGGAACCGCCAAGUUCCACCUUCGCAACUUCAACUGCAAGCGGCUCGUCCUAGGCCUUGCCAACGAGCCCACGGAGGUUCCCUUCCUUAGAGAGCUCAUGCAUAUCGACAACCGACGCCGACGCCUCGUCUUGCUCCAUGGUCCUCCCGUGCACCGCAGAAUCGUGGACCUUGAUCUGCCCACCGUAACUUUCCCCCAGCUGCUCCGCAGAACCGCAAUCGGCCCAGCUGGCCCAGCUGGCCCGGCGGCGAUUACCUCGCAGGAUGACCACGACGCCGAUAUGAAGGAGGAGGAGGAGGAGUCUACCAUGGCAUACGAGAACGUCCUGCCCCGCCCAGCAAGCCCCCCACCACAGAUCACCCUCCCCCUCGCCCUCGGCAACCGCACCAACAACAACAACCGCGGGCGCCGCGGCAACAAACCCAAGCCAUCCACCACCUCCCGUUCUACCUCCACCCCGAACUGGGACUGGAACCCCGGCCCCCGCGGCCUUGACCCGAAGAUCCCGAUAAACCCGAAGGUCCUGGAACGAAUGAAGAAGCGCACGGACAAGGAGAAGCUCUGCUGCAACCACUUCCUGCGCGGGCCGUGCAACAAGCUCGACUGCGAGUUUGUUCAUAACUACAAGCCGAACCAUGACGAGAGGAACGUGAUUCGCCUUCUUGCGCGGAUGAAUCCUUGUGGCAAGGGCCAGGGGUGCGGGAAUAAGGAGUGCAUUUAUGGGCAUCAUUGCCCCAGCGUCGUCAACGGCGUCUGCACCAACGGCAAGUGGUGCAAGUUCAGCCUCGAGGCUCACCCGCCUGGAACCAGGUGCCGAGCUGCAAAGAACCAAGAGUGAGGGGGGGAAACUGAUAUGUCCCCCUCAGGUUUUAUGAGGUGAACUAUUUGAAGUUACUCUGCUCUCCUCGGAGGCAAAGAAGAAGAUUAUUGUGAUGGUGAUGGUGUUUGCUUGUUUUUCUUUUCUUUUCUGUUGUCCCUUGG
Hypoxylon fragiforme is the source of this 2031-nucleotide messenger RNA. RefSeq lists its product as uncharacterized. Lineage: Eukaryota; Fungi; Ascomycota; Sordariomycetes; Xylariales; Hypoxylaceae. Bases 476 to 1888 code for a protein of 470 amino acids. The record is from RefSeq and is a predicted model, not a curated record. The transcript is spliced from 6 exons.